Diaporthe batatas is the source of this 2417-nucleotide messenger RNA. RefSeq lists its product as uncharacterized. NCBI's taxonomy places the organism in Eukaryota, Fungi, Ascomycota, Sordariomycetes, Diaporthales, Diaporthaceae. The record is from RefSeq and is a predicted model, not a curated record. The transcript is spliced from 2 exons. Bases 425 to 1945 code for a protein of 506 amino acids.
CUCUGCCUGCCUUCCCAGGAAGGUCUGGUGCGAGCAGCCAUUCCCGCCCGCAACGACCCCUGCUCAAAACUUGGGGGCACCACAGAUCGCAUUGAUCCCGUCCUGUCCUGCCCGUUCGGUCACGGUUGUUUGUGUUUGUGUCUAGUGUUUGUCGCUGUAACAGUGUCAAAGUGUCUGUCCUCUCUCUCCCCUUCCUCCCAUCCCAACUCCCCCCCCCCCCCGAAAAGAUCUGUAUUUGCGACACCGCCAACGCAAAUGCGACCGCGCAUGCGAGCACUGUCACGUCACCAGAUCUGAUACUGCAACCACUUUGCCCGAACCGCGCCGCAACCUCGGGCUCGUCGUGUCGACGAAACCGCGUCAUCCUGCCUCGCCUCGCCUCGCCCAACCCCCGCCCCAAGCUCAAGCCCGUCCCCAGAUCGACAUGGCGUUGCAAGCCGUGUACAGGCAAUUUCUAGCCGCGCCAAACUCUUCGGCGCUGGCCCAGAACGCGUCCCUGCACUACGUUACCACCCUCACCAGCUUCUACGGCCCCACAGACAUCAUCAAGCACCUCAACUCCACCCGCAACCAGAUCAAGAAGAACAAGGAGGACCUCAUCAACGUCGUCGAGGGCCAGAACGCCCUGGCCGUCCAGGCCGAGCUGACCCUCGAGUUCCAGGACGAAGGUGGUCCUUACCUGCCUGGUCUGGAUGACCAGUUCCUCUCCGACCGCACUGUCUACCUGCCUGUCUCCCACUUCGUCAAGUUCGAUAGCGAUGGCUUGAUCACCACUAUCCAGCAGAGCUGGGAUCAGGGAGCUCUCCUCAAGCAGCUGGACGUCAUCGGCAAGACUGGUCGCAACUGGCCCAUCCGCGACGCCCAGGAACAGAUCAAGCUGAUCGCAAAAACAUCUGGGAAGCCGGCCGACCUCGCUACAUCGGAUGCUGCGACCCGCGCUCGGACCAACUCCUCGGGUACCUUGCGCGACGCCCGUCCCAAGGACGAGCCUCUUCCCGCCGUCGUGUCGCCUUAUGGUGGCACACGACCGCGCCAGCGUACCUUUGAGGAGAUCCUCGGGGACGAGCCCAACCCCUACGAAUCGCCCGAGCGCGAGAGGUCCCCAAGCAAGGUUGUCGCACCCAAGAUUGGCGCCGGCAAGAACUUCCAGCCAUCGCGCCUGUUCGACAAGCCCGAGGACGCCCCUCCCGAGCCGGACAGCCCCGAGGAUGGAAAGUCUCCAGAGCGUUUUAUGAGGCCGCACCCCAAGAAGUACAACCAUUUUGACUUUGCUGAUGGGUCUGACCCUCAGGAUGCGCCCAAGGCUGGCGUUCCCAUCGACUCUAUCAAGGGCAAGCACCGAAGCCAGUGGGAUUUUGAAGACUUUGUUACGCCCCAGAAGUUCAAGCCUGUCAAGAAGACGCUUCGCACCCAGGAAAUCAGGCAUUGGGGCACCGGCACUGACAAGGACAACAUUGAGGAGUCACCGGCCAAGGCUGCUGGCAAGCCGCGACGCGACGCAGAGAAGCACUUUGAGAUGGAGGACGAUGGGUUCCCGCCAACAAAGCCUCGUCCCGCGCCUCGCCCCCGCGGUACGAUGCACAACAGCGGACUGGGCCUGUACAACAACCAUCUGACCACCGACGAUGACUCGGAGCCCGUUCAAUCCCCAGACCCGCGCGCGCUGGGCAACAUCACCAACCUCAAGGACCGUUCCAAGACUUUUGCCCCCCACUUCGAAAUGAAGGACGAGUCCCCGACCCAGGCCACCGCACCAAACAAGCCAGUUCUGAAGGAGAAUAGUGCCGACCACCGUAUCAGGCUCGGAGGAGACGGCAUGGGCAAUCGCAAGGGAGGCAGGGGAUGGUCGCUUGGAGACGACUCCGACGAGGAGGAGAAGCCCGCCGCGGUCCCGGGCAGAAAGGGCGCCGCUCAGAAGGCGGCGAACAGCUUCUGGGAUCACUAGAGGCCGUACCCGCAAGCUGACCACAGCCCACGCGGCAGCAAGAGGAACCCUUGACGGGUCGAUAUGACCGCCAAGACAAUGUGAAUGAUACCCGGGCUGGAGAGGGAGAUGAUAUGUUGGAAACGGCCUUUGACGAGUAUAUGUCUAUGCACUCAGCCUUGCCAGGAAAUCCCAAAAAUAAUUGUCGUUCUUUCCACCGCAACCGCACUGACUGGUCUUUCCGUACCCACACGGCGAUCGGAGCAGGCUGUUGCGUGUGUUCGGAGCUACAGAAACGAAGGUGCAGUACAUUGGAAUGGAAACGGAUAGAUACCAGUCCUUCGGAGCAAAAAUCCCAUCUGGAGCCAGAACUUUUGGUAUACGAAGCUUUAAAAAGGAAUUGGUCCAGCAAGGAUUCUGGAGGCUUCUGUCCAUAGUAUAUGGUUUAUCAGAGUCUGUAGCAUCCCGACAUAGCGGUGCGCAUACACGCGGC